AUACUAGGGGUUGCGCGAUUUGGGAAAGAGACGGAGGACGACCGUGCACCCGGCGCGGAUGGACAGGGUGAAGACCCUGCGCGCCGCGGCGGCCAAGCUGCGGGCGGCGCCGUUGGAUGCCGCCAAUCAAGCAGGCGGCACGGCGGGCGUUCAUGAACGCCAAGGACAAGGUGGCCCGUGUGAUGAUGGUGGUCGACACCAUCUCCAAUGAGAACACCCCUGAGGAGGUCCUUCACCUGCUCUCGACCAGCGAGGUGGCUCGGGCUGCGCAACCGUUCGCGACGCGGUCGCUAGCUAGCGUCCAGGCCGCAGGACCUGCACCUGCACAUGUGCGUGCGUGUGUGCGUGAUAUCCUGCACCCACCGGCGCUGCUGGUGGACAGGGUGAAGACCCUGCGCGCCGCGGCGGCCAAGCUGCACAAACUGGCACAACGGCAUGCCGAGGGUCGGCUCAGAAGUGCGCCCUGGGGGUAAGGGGGCAAGGUGGAGGCCCUGGUGCGUACUGGCAGACGGUGGGCGGCCAGUCGCCGGCCCGUGCAGGGUUCUGGGCGUAGGGGCGCAGCCCUCCUGGGCUCGGCGUAUGGUAGGGUAUGGUUUUUAGUGUACAGCAUCAUGCCAUGCGACGCACACUGGUAGUUCUAACUGCCUUGAAGAGUUCCGGAACUGCUGGUACUACGGUAAUCAAGAUACCCAGGGGAUGUGUGAUGGGGCAGGUUGGCGAGGUCCCGUAGGGUGCAGCUGAAGAUACCCGGGGGGAUAAUUGGUUUCCGCGAUGGCGGUGACUAGGGCUGUGGUGACCUCCAAUAAUGUGAGAAGCAGAAGUCAGGCCAGGUCUGGCUGGACGAGGUUGAACGCGUGAAGCGAGGCGAACGCGGGGGCGCAACGACAUGAAGCGGCGGGCAAAUGGAAUCGUCGUGCAGUGCACGACAUUGUACAGCACACGGGGUGGAAGCAAAGGGGUAAGGGGGAAUGCGUGGCUCAAUGUGCGGGAGGGUGAGCUGGAGUACUCGCCCUGGAGAGGGCACCUAAUAAGCGUUCGCGAGGCCUCCACACGGAGCGCAGCUGCUGCUGAAUCUACCAGAGUCUGUGUGGUUCGCGCAGCACUGCACUCGGUUGCGUGCAAGCGCAGAGCUGAACCCAGCAGAGGGAGCAUUAUGGGUGGGCGGUGAGCAUUGCGCUGAGCUGGAAUGCAGCAAACCCGGCAUCCUACCUCCUUGUCCAACCCCCAGCACUGGCCUCUCGUCACGCCGUCUCACGCGUGCUGCAUGGCAGCGAGGAGGCUGGAGAAUGCCUGUGCUGCGCGUGGAAGCAGUCUGGGAGUGGCGCGAGAAGCAGUGCCUUGGCAAUAGCGCCGUUGCGGCGGAUCGGCGGCGGUGGCGGCGAGCCGGCAGUGGCAGCUCAGGAGCGCGGUGGUGAUGGGUGUGGGGGACUGGCGUAUGUAGUCAGAGGGCGGCAGGUGUUACAGGUGUUAACUCAUGACUGGCCACACUGACGCGUUCAGGCUGGACAUGCUGUGUCCAACAAGUGCUGACAUCGCAGCACAGUACACACUGGCUAGCUGCUAGCCUGAUGGCACUAGGGUUGCAACUUGCAAAGGUUGGCGGAAUGGCCGGG
Messenger RNA from Chlamydomonas reinhardtii, 1613 nucleotides. RefSeq lists its product as uncharacterized. The transcript has 4 exons. Bases 153 to 473 code for a protein of 106 amino acids. The record is from RefSeq and is a predicted model, not a curated record. NCBI's taxonomy places the organism in Eukaryota, Viridiplantae, Chlorophyta, Chlorophyceae, Chlamydomonadales, Chlamydomonadaceae.